AUGGCCAAGGUAUACUCUUUCUGGGUGUUUGAUCGGCACUGCAAUGCGGUCUACCAUCAGGACUGGUCGCAUCUUCAUGCUGCAGUGUCGGUGAGGCCCGGUGGACCAACCAGCCCGACGCCGUCGCAAUCAUCGGGCUUUGCCUCGCUCGGCGCCUCGAUCCAGCGCGCCACCGCGAGCGCACCGAGCGUAGCGGCCAACGACGUGCCCCUGGCUCCGCAGCGACCGGGUGCACCGUCGCUGCCGGGCGUCACACGAACCACAACCUCCACGGACACUGCUGCGUCCACAUCCGCCACUACGACUGCGGGGCCAUCAGCGCCCCGAGCUGCUGCGGAGCACCGAAGCACGGCCACCGCGGCGAUCGACCCGGCGGCAACCGAGCUGCUUCCGUUCGACGAGCAGGCCAAGCUGGUGUACGGCGUGGUGUUCUCACUGCGCAACAUGGUGCGCAAGCUCGGCGGCGAGGCCGAGACGUUCAACAGCUUCACCACCUCGACUUACACGCUGGCGCAUCUGCACACGCCCACCAUGUACACGCUUGUCAUCGUCACCGACCCCGUGCCGCCGCCCUCGUCGAUACCGAGCCGCACGAGCGAAGGAUUCGCGAUCGGCAGUGCCUCCGCCGCCCUGUCUGGGCGCUCGUCGUUCGGCACGGGCGGAGGCAUCCCCGGCACGGGCGGCAUGAGUCUCAAGGGCGUGCUGCUGCAGAUCUACCGCGGACCGUGGGUGGAUGCCGUGGUGAGGAAUCCGCUGCUGCGCGCACUCGAGCGCGAAGAACGCAUCGUCGAGCCAGAGUCCGAUGCCCACAACCCCACCGAAGCAGGCGUUACCGUCGUCAGCGAACGAAGGCUUGAUCGCACACACGGUAUCGACACAGACGCCUUCCGUGAAGGCCUCGAGAAAGUACUGGUGCAGAACAAGCUCUCGGCGCCGGCGUCGUAA
Molecule: messenger RNA, 945 nt
Organism: Moesziomyces antarcticus
Lineage: Eukaryota; Fungi; Basidiomycota; Ustilaginomycetes; Ustilaginales; Ustilaginaceae
Product: TRAPP complex subunit bet5
Exons: 3
Coding region: 1-945 (314 amino acids)
Biological process (GO): endoplasmic reticulum to Golgi vesicle-mediated transport
Cellular component (GO): TRAPP complex
Source: RefSeq, a predicted model, not a curated record